CAGCCACCAACCCUCCAGGCCGGCAGUGUCCUCCCCAUUUCGUUGCUGCUGCUUCCGCCGGGAUCUGCUCAUGGAGGCGGUGGAAGACACCACAACCCUGGAGGCCGCGAUCGGUUGGCUCUCCGAUACCAUCCUUGCAAAUCUCCCAGCCGGCGGCAAGCUGGUUUCCUGGAUUCGCCAAGCUGGCCUUGGCAACGACGUCGAGAAGCUCAAGUCCGAGGUCGAGGCUGUGGAGAUGGUGGUCUCUGCUGUGCAGGGGAGGGCGGCCGGAAACAAGCCGCUGGCCAAAUCCCUCGCUCGGGUCAAGGAGCUGCUCUACGACGCCGACGAUGUGGUCGACGAGCUCGAUUGCUACAGGCUCCAGCAGGAGCUCCAACCAGAGACACUGCUGGAAAUGGAUGGACAUGGGAUGCAGCAAGUUGACAGAUCUAGUGAAAGUGAAACUAUCGAUGUACAGGGUAGCGGUAAUAGCAGGUUACGGUUCGAGGGAUGGAUUCACUUUGAAAUCACCGAGUUUGAACAAAACGGAGGGCCUGUCAAAGCAAUGUGUAAGCACUGUCAAACAGUGCUCAAGUGCAAAACCAAUAAGGGGACAUCAGUUCUGCACAAUCAUCUCAAGAGCAAAGGUUGUGCCAAGAAACGUGGAGCCAGUGACCCUUCUUCAAGCACCGCCGAUGCUAUUACAAUUCCUACCCCUGUUGUAACUGUCAGCAGAAAAAGGACGAGAACCAGUCAGGAGUCAACACACAUCACUGCAGCUAACCCAAACGGGUGGAACAAGGACGCAUUUUCUGAAAGGAUACAAGACAUCAUUAGUCAACUGCAAGGGAAACACGGGGCUAUCACAAGGCUUCUCCAAAUACUUCCGUCCGACUAUGUUGGUGCAAGGUCAAGCCACUGUCAGAGUAGAAUCUUGGAUCCAUGCCGAAGAACAUCAUGUGUUUUUCAAGGGAAAGUGUAUGGGAGAGCUGCAGAGAAGAGAUCCAUCAAAAAGUUGAUACAAGAACACAAACCAACUGCCAGUGUUACUGUUCUGCCUAUUGUAGGAAUCGGAGGAGUUGGGAAGACAGCUCUCGCUCAGCUUGUAUACAAUGAUCCAGCUUUGGAAAGUCAAUUUGAUCGCAAGAUAUGGAUCUGGGUGUCUAACAACUUUGAUGAAAUGAGACUCACACGAGAGAUGUUAACUUGCAUCUCCCCAGAAACACAUGAUGGCAUAUGCAACUUUAUCAAGCUUCAGGAGGUCUUGAAGGGUCAUAUUAAAACAAAGAGGGUUCUACUCAUUUUAGAUGAUGUCUGGGAAGUCAUGGAUGACUGCGUGUGGAACAAAUUAUUGGCUCCUUUCAAGUCUGACAAUGCAAAGGGCAACAUGAUAAUCAUGACAACUAGAAAACCAUCUGUUGCAAACAGUAGAGGUACAACUGGACCAAUUAACUUAGGUGCUUUGGGAAAGGACCAUUUUUGGCAAUUGUUUAAAUCAUGCACGUUUGGUGACGAGAGUUAUGAAGCGCAAGCAAGUCUAAGUGACUUAGGACAGGAAAUAGCACAAAAGUUAAAAGGGAACCCAUUAGCAGCGCAAACUGUCGGGCCUCUAUUAAGAGAUCAUCUUACUGUGGAUCAUUGGAGUAACACUCUGAAGACCGAAGCUUGGAAUUCCCUACAACACACUGGUGGCAUCAUGUCUGCUUUGAAGCUUUCCUAUGAUGAGCUGCCCUACCCUGUGCAGCAAUGCUGCUCAUAUUGUUCUAUAUUCCCCUACGGUUAUGAAUUUAUUGCCGAGGAACUAGUUCGUCUUUGGAUUUCACAGGGAUUUGUGAAGCGUGAUCAUCCAAAUAUGAGUUUGGAGGAGACGGGACGAUACUAUCUGACUGACUUGGUGAACCUGGGCUUGUUUGAAAGGAAAGGAUCCUCUCUUGGUAGUCAAACUCAAACUUGCUAUGCUAUGUCUGGCCUGAUGCACGAUUUUGCGAGGCUAGUUUCAAGAACUGAGUGUGCAACUUUGGAUGGUUUGCAGUGCAAUGAAAUGUUGCCAAAUGUACACCACUUGUCCAUAGUAACCAGCUUUGUGUAUCAGAGGCAGGAUUGGACUGGGAAUAUACUUCGUAGUGAGAAGUUUGAAUUUUUGUUGCAAAAUAUAGUUGCAUCAGUGAGUAAGUUGAGGACAUUGGUGUUAAUUGGGGAGUAUGACUCCUUUUUCUUCAAAGCAUUCCAAGAUGUAUUUGAAAAAGCACAUAAUCUGCGUAUGUUGCAAAUGUCUGCAACAUCUGCUGAUUUUAAUUCCUUCAUGUGUAGCUUGGUAAAUCCUACACGUCUUCGGUAUCUAAAACUUGCGGAUGGUCAUGAUGAGCAGAAGGCUAUGCCUCGUGUUUUGAGCAAGUUUUUCCAUCUUCAGGUGUUGGAUGUUACUUUCUUUAUGUCACUGCAUACAGUUCAUCUAGAGGGUUGCGGAGAACGGAUAGUACUUUCAACUCUGGAAAUGCUUCGAUUUCUUAAAAGGUUGAAGUUGAGAAACAUGCGGAGUGUAACAAAAGUAUCGGUUCCGUCAUUGGAGGAGCUGGUUUUAUAUGAAAUGCCAGAUUUACAGAGAUGUUCUUGUACUUCCAUGGGUGAUAUGAAAUCUAGUUUAAGGGUGUUGGAGAUCCAGAGUUGCCCUGCACUUGAGGUGUUUGAUUUGUUUCGGAAAGGUCAUAACUAUGAACUGGAGCAUAAGCCAUGGUUGCCCAGUCUGAGGAAACUCAUAAUGUGCAAUUGUCCUUUAUUGCAAGUACAAAUCCCGCUUCCGCCUUCAGCUAUAUUAUCUGAACUAUUAAUCAGGGGAGUUUCAACAAUUAUGAAAAUGUGGGGAUCUUCCAUGGGAACAUUCAAAAUUGAGUGUGAGCUGCCUUUUGCUGAGAUGAUGCCACUUGAUGACAGAAUUUUGGCGUUCCAUAAUCUUAAGGAUAUCAAAUACUUGGAGAUAUCAUGUUGCGCAAACAUAACAUCCAUUUCAUUCAAAGGAUUAGGUCAGCUCAACUCUUUAAAGAGUUUGAAAAUAUUGUUAUGCAAAGAACUUUUCUCUUCAGAUGAUGUGCCAGAGCAGACCCUAGAAGACAUAAUAACUGCAAAUAAUGCUGCUCUCCUGGCUCUUGAAAGUCUUGAUAUUAGAGGGUGUGGAAUAAGGGGGACGUGGCUAUCUCUAAUGCUGCGACAUUCGCCAACCCUGAAGGAGUUGAAUUUAGAUAUGUGCCCGCGGUUGAAACAAUUGAAAGUAGAAGAGGUUUCGUCAUCAUGGUAUCUAUAUGAUGCAUUUCGAAGCUCAGUUCGAGCGUCAUCAGUAUAUGUUGAUGAUGCGUGGCCAGGCUUAGCUGUAGACGGAGUCGUGCACAUUCCAUGGAAUCUUAGAAAGAUAACAAUCGGUGGAUGCCCUGAAUUAAUGUUUGAUGGGAGUAGGGAAGGCUUUGCUGGAUUUAUCUCCUUUGAGGAGGUAGAGGAAGACGACGAAGAGAAGGGAAGAUGUCUCCUCCCGCAAUCACUUGAACAACUUGUUUGGUCUGAUUAUUCCCGGAAAACUCUGCGGCCCUGCUUUGUGGGUAAUGUCACGUGCCUCAAAAAACUGCAUGUAGAUAGCAUAAGGUUGGAAUGUCUACAGCUGGAUUCUUUUACGGCACUGGAAGAUUUGAAAAUUGAAUGUUGUGAUCGGUUCGUCUCAUUAGAGGGCAUGAAAUCGGUUGGAACCCUCAGGUCUUUGGCAUUAGUUCAAAACCCAAGAUUGGAAUCUCUACAGUUAAAUUCCUGCACAUCGUUGGAACGUUUUGAAGUUCAUGAUUGCAGUUCGCUCAUCGCAUUAGAGGGCUUGAGGUCCCUCGUGAACCUCAAGCAUUUUGAAAUAUUCGGGUCCCCUGCCUUGGAUUCCUUUACCUAUGAGCCAAUUGAGGGAAUUUCGAGUCAUAGCUAUGAGUUAUUCCCCUCACUGGAAAGUUUAAAGACUGAUGACUUGUGUCAUCUUAAGACGUUAUUCCACAAGGGCCUCACCUGCCUCCGAAGCCUAACACUUUUUUAUUCGGAUGCAACGAGACUAACAGAUGAGCAAGAGAGAGUGCUUCUGCUCCUCGGGUCCUUGCAAAAGCUCUCCUUUGACAAUUGCGAGCAUCUCGUGCAUCUUCCCCCAGGGCUGCACGGCCUCCCUUCCCUCAAGACGUUGAAGAUCAUAGAUUGUGAGGGCAUCUCAGAGCUUCCGAUAGAGGGCCUCCCACCUUCGCUGGAAGAACUGGAAAUCCUCUGUUGCAGUGCCGAGUUAUCAAAACAAUGCAGAUUGCUAGCAACAAGCAAGCUAGAGGUCGAAAUUGAUGGGUGCUAUCUGGACUGAUUAUUGAGUAUCUUUCUAAGGUCUGUUUUCACUUCAAGGCCUCAUCCUCAACCUCAUGUGGUCAUGAUAAUGGUGUCUUACACUCAUAAUCUCAAUAUUUGUUCUCCACUUGUUGGGAUUUCCAAUUAUACGCAGCUAAGAAUUCGAUCCUUUUGUAAGGUGCCUCCCCGCCCGCUUGUCUGUCUAAUGCGCUUGUUCUGUUCCAGCCUUUUCAAUGUCACCAUUCUGAAUUUCUCGCUGAUCCCUGAAUAAAUCCAUUGCCUUGCUCUCGAGAACCUCCUCUACAGCAGGUUCCUGUGGGCCAAAAGACAAAACUGGAUUCCCGUACAAUGAUAGACUGUAGUCGGAAACCGUGAGUGAAGAAACUGUAUAAGUAAAUUAUUGUGCAAUGAUGUUGUAUUUUCAAGAACUUGUGCAGAUUUGGUUGAGUGCUUCCAAUUAUUCAAGGCCGGCCGUGUUGUCCGGGGUGGAUAGCACAACGUAUGAAAA
Molecule: messenger RNA, 4831 nt
Organism: Triticum aestivum (bread wheat)
Lineage: Eukaryota; Viridiplantae; Streptophyta; Magnoliopsida; Poales; Poaceae
Exons: 4
Coding region: 71-4342 (1423 amino acids)
Molecular function (GO): DNA binding; ADP binding
Source: RefSeq, a predicted model, not a curated record